AUGGACACCUGGUUGAGUAGUAAUGGUUAUCAAGAUAAUUUACCUAAACUUAAGUGUUAUUUCGACAACAACUGUGAGAUAACACCGAUUUGGCGAAAGUGUUGUCAGAAAUGUCGGCUUAAGAAGUGCUUCGAUGUCGGCAUGAAUUCUUCUAUCACUGGUUCCCAUAUCGAGACCAUUGACUGACUAUCAAAACCAAUUCAAUGAAUUAGAGGGCAAUCGGGUACAAGAAGUACUGUUUGCCAUGAAUUCAAUCCGUGAACCAAUUAACACGACUAUAAGGGGAGAGAUAACUGACAUCAAAGAGUGUGAAAUAAUGAUCAAUAAGUUAUACGCCAAAGAAGUACAAAAUUUUGUGAGAAUGAGUAAUAGUCUAAGUGAUUUUAAAAGUUUGUGCGACAGUGACCAGAUUGCCCUGAUCAAAUAUGGCUCAAUUGAGAUUCAAAAUGUGCGCUCGGGUAGUUUUUAUGACUUGCAAACUGAGAGCUGGACUAUUAAUUUGGAUGAGAAUGAUGCUCUAAUAUUGAGC
This is a messenger RNA of Oppiella nova, 529 nucleotides long. The record is from the annotation of a GenBank genome assembly. NCBI's taxonomy places the organism in Eukaryota, Metazoa, Arthropoda, Arachnida, Sarcoptiformes, Oppiidae.